Messenger RNA from Rhizophagus irregularis DAOM 181602=DAOM 197198, 1491 nucleotides. RefSeq lists its product as uncharacterized. Gene Ontology annotation, biological process: regulation of DNA-templated transcription. Lineage: Eukaryota; Fungi; Glomeromycota; Glomeromycetes; Glomerales; Glomeraceae. Gene Ontology annotation, molecular function: DNA-binding transcription factor activity, RNA polymerase II-specific; zinc ion binding. The record is from RefSeq and is a predicted model, not a curated record.
UUUUUAUUCUUCAAAUAAAUCUUUUAUUGAUAAUAAAUCCUUAUAUAUAAAAAAAUUAUCAUAAAACAAAAAUACAGAAAAUAAUCAUGUCAUCAAAACAAAUUACAAAAAAACGAGGAGUUGUCGCUUGUAAUAAAUGUAAACGCGAUAAAAAGAAAUGCGAUGGUAGUUAUUUAACUCAAAAACCUUGUAAAAAUUGUCGUGACCGAAAUGAACGUUGUGAAUAUAUUGAACCAAGUCGAUUGAAAGCUAAUGAAAUGAUUAACAAUAUAUCUUCCAAUAUUUCUAAUAUUGAAGAUAUUCAAUAUCAAGAUUUUCCUUUGCGACAAAAUUUGGAUAAAUCGAAUAUAAUCUUACAAUUAUUAACAGAUCCAUCAACUACAAAUGAACAAACUAUUAUUUUAAAACGACUUUAUAAUGAAAUUACAAGAAAUCCUGAAAAUCCAAAUUUUAUUGGUAAUAAACGUGAUGAAUUAUUCAUGAAAUUAAAACUUCUUUCAUCAUCAUCUUCUUCUUCAACCGAUAAUAACGAUCAUACAAAAAUUCAAAUAUGGGAUGAUCUUUGUUCUUUAGUUAAUGAACUUGAUAAUAAUUUGGAUUCUAUUCUUAAUACUUGGAAUUCUGAACCUUUGGAAUUUUCUUCUUCUUCUUCUCCUAUCAUUACUAAUAAUAAUUUAAUAACCCCACCAAAUGAUCAACUUAACGUAAAAACGACAACAACAACAAUUACUACAAUUCGAGAUAAACCACCUAAAGUUAGGGUUAUUAAAGGAAAUAAAAAGACAAAUGAUAUUAAAAAGCGAAAAUCUCGUAAAAAUCAAAGAGAAAACAAAAGAACUCAACCAUAUCCAGCAGGAGGACAAAUAGUAAUAAGACCAUCUAAACAAGCACAUACAAUGAUUUGGCAUCAAAAUGAUCCAAUUGAUGAUGUUCCAAUCAUGGCAUUUCAAAUACAGCAUCAUCCUAUUACACCACCAACACCACCACCAGUAGUAAAUCGACCUCAACAAAGAACUCAAUUUCAACAACAACCAUUACCAUCAUUCCCACAUUUUCAAUCCGUGAUACCUAUUAAUCUUUGGGAUCAUUCAACAACAACAAUGACAAUGCUUUCACCUAAACCAAGUCCAACAUUUUCAGAAUCAGAAAUUAAUAAUAAUGAACCAACCACAAAUUCUAUUCUUUUAUCUCCAACACCAUCACUUCAUGAUGAUAUAGGAGAUAUUGUUUCCUCACCUUCUAACUCAUCAAUUGAUCAUACGAGAGUAAUAUCUGAUGAUGAAAAAGAACGAUUUGGAUUGAUUAGUUUAACAUCGACUACAACUGGAUCACCACAAUCACCUUCAUUAUUUACAGUAGAAGAAUUUAUUGAAAUGUGGUCCAAUUCUUCAAGUGUAACAGAUGACUUAUCUGUAGUAGAACCAAUUUGGAAUUGUUAAUUAUCAAGUGAAAAUGGGGUUCAAAUAUUUCUUUGUUUGUCAUAUCUUUANU